GGCAGGAGCUUCUUGUUUUAUAUAGGCUCUUCUUAUCACUUUCUUACAUAUUGUAUAUACAUAGUCAACAAUCAUAUCUGUCCUGUUGAAGUAUGAGUUCUUUCUCUCGACAUACAGAGUCUCAUAAUCACCAUAUCAUGUGGGUUUCUGUGGAACGGAAGAGAAUAGCAUUGUUUCUUGUAUUAGUUACAACUCUGCAGAUGGUGAGUUGGGUUUCUGCAACCAGCAGACCCAUUGCAGCAUAUGGUGGUGCUCGUAAUCCAGGCCAAAGUCCAAUGUCUUUACAUGCUACCUUCGACCCAAAACAGAGUUUCAAGAGUACAGGGGGAAUAUUGGUGAACGAAGAAGCUAUUAAAUCGCUGAGCACUCUGGGUUCCAGACCACCAAACUGUCAGCGCAAGUGUGGACGAUGCACUCCAUGUCAAGCCAUACAAGUACCAACGACCACCGACCAUCUCGGUGUUCAAUAUGCCAAUUAUGAGCCAGAGGGCUGGAAAUGCAAAUGUGGGACUUCUUUCUUCAACCCUUAAUGUUUUAUACACUUCACACACAAUGAGCCGCCCACCCUUGUGGCUUUCUCUCUCCAUCUCUGUACAUCAUCAUCUCCUUGAGAACGUUGUAGCUCUUUCAUUUUAUCCGGGGAGAUGAUAUUACUCUUAAUUAAUUACUACUAGAUUGAUCAAUUGGUUCACAUAGAUAAUUCAUUCCACCAAGUUAUUAUCUUCCCCCUCUUGCUCCUUCUUCUUUCCUUACACGGGUCCUAGCACACAAUGAUCUGUAGAUGAAUGGGAGAGCUCUCACGUGCUGCAUGUAACUGGAUCCAAGAAUUUCAAGGAAGGUUGGGUCCAGAGCUUUGCACCCCCCACCAAUGGAACCAUUAUAAAACAAGAGAGAUGUUGAAUGUGAUCAGUUUUGGACUGAAAAACUAGUUGAAUUAACUAGUUCACCUGAGCCCACCCUGCAGCACCAGUCACCUUCAUUCUAGCUUCAA
Messenger RNA from Nelumbo nucifera (sacred lotus), 991 nucleotides. RefSeq names its product EPIDERMAL PATTERNING FACTOR-like protein 6. Gene Ontology annotation, biological process: guard cell differentiation; stomatal complex development. Lineage: Eukaryota; Viridiplantae; Streptophyta; Magnoliopsida; Proteales; Nelumbonaceae. The record is from RefSeq and is a predicted model, not a curated record.